Molecule: messenger RNA, 2260 nt
Organism: Danio aesculapii
Lineage: Eukaryota; Metazoa; Chordata; Actinopteri; Cypriniformes; Danionidae
Gene: il6r
Product: interleukin 6 receptor
Exons: 10
Coding region: 339-2153 (604 amino acids)
Biological process (GO): cytokine-mediated signaling pathway
Cellular component (GO): membrane; external side of plasma membrane
Molecular function (GO): cytokine receptor activity; protein binding
Source: RefSeq, a predicted model, not a curated record
ACUUGUUUGUCUUUGUGGUUCGCAGUGUCGCAAGAGCGGAUUUGUUAAAGAAACUGAUAGUGUAAAGUGCGUGAGAGGAGGAAAGGGUUACUGUUUUCUGGCUCUCUUAAACAAACGACCUCCGGAUCGAAAUCUUGUCUUGAGGCAGCUGUCUCUACCAAGAGAUCGGUUUGUCACACGAAUAGGUACAGUGUUGGUUUAGCCAACCUGUUUCGCCUUAGGCUGUAUUAUGAUGUGAUGAAAAUGUAAAUUAAUACUGAUUAGGUUGAGAUUAUGACACGUUAUACCCGUAUUGUGUAUUUUGGAGGCUAAUUAUAUUGUUUGGAAGUGGAUUUAUAAUGUGGACUCGAUCUACACGCAUGUUUCUCCUCGCUGUAUUUGCUGCGGUUAAAGUUCAGUCUGCCCGAGAAGAAGCUGAACUGUGUCCUCGACAAGAUGCUCCUUCUGGAGUUUUGGUCUUGAAUUUGGGAAGUAAUGUUGUCCUUGGCUGCAGAGGUGACGUUACAGUGGACAAUGUGCCAUUGGCUUCAGCCAGAGUCAUGAAUAAAAAAUACACAAACAAGCAGAAAGAAGACAUCACUGCCAGCUGGACGUCUCAGAGACAUGAACAUCCUUCUACACAAUUAACUAGUAUGAAGGGUGAUGCACCAACUGCAACAUACCAAAAUAUUGACUCUGCUAUAUACUCAAAAACUAAAGUGGGCACAACCGUCACCGAUAAACCAUCUAUAACCACCAGAAAGGAGCAGAGCACUUCUCGGCGUGUUUUGCGUGCUGUCAGUCAAACACCUGGAGAGGAAAAAGAGACGUUUGGUAUCACACAGUGGAGCGAUUUUGAUGAAGAUGAUUAUGAGGACUAUGAUUAUGAAGAGGAGCGAUCCAGGGUGACACGGGGAAUCAAAAAACAAACACGCUGGACUUUAAAUGGACGACAGGUGCGUGCCGGAGUGGAACGGGGAGGCAUUUUGAGACGGCCACAUCUCAGCUGGGCAGAUGCUGGAAAUUACAGCUGCUACAGAGGAGAGAGACUCAUUUCCACAUUCAGAAUCAGUGUAGGGGCGCCCCCCAAGAGUCCAGCUGUCUUUUGUAACAUAAAGUCUCAUACUAGUAAGGUCCGCUGUGAUUGGACGUCCAAACAACCGGUAAUUCCACGGCCAGUGUGUUACCUUCUUCUUAAUAGAAGAUUUUUAGAAAACACCCUUCGUGUGAACUGUUCUUUCUCUCGGUCCCGCUGUUGGUGUGCUUUCUUUGUGAAAGAGGAUCACCUUAGGGCUCUCCAUAGGGCACAACUAUGUGUGUCUAACAUAGCAGGUAGUGCCAUGAGCCCUAUACUCAACUUUUACCCACAGGACACCAUAAGGCCAGACCCACCAAGCAGAGUGCUGGUGAGUGCAGUUGAGGGCCUGAAGCAUAUGCUUAAAGUAUCCUGGUCUUAUCCCAGUUCCUGGAAGAGUACUUUUUAUAUCCUGCAGUUCCAUCUGAGAUACCGGCCACAACUUGCAGAGCGGUACCAGUUCGGGAAGAUAUGUGACAAGAUGGAGAGACAUCUGUCCUGGAUGAUUUAUGAUGCUCUACCAGACACUGUGUAUGAAGUGCAGCUUAAGGCCAAAGAUGAGUUUGAUGGCAUCUGGAGUGACUGGACAGAACCUGUGUUUGCAGUCACUUGGUCAGCUCCUGAGACGACUACUGCCACUGAGUCCAUUACUUUUGAACCAAAUGAGGGGAUUUACGAAGGAUCAGGAGGAUCUGGAGAAGAGCCUGGUGUAGUCUCAGUGGUAGUAGCUGGAGAUGCUGAUACCGAAUUUGCUACAGUCUGGCUGUAUGUGCCUUGCGCUUUUGGGCUGUGUUUUUUUGUAAUCAUCGUGCUUACUGUCUAUUUUCUCAGGAACAGGACUCAUUUGAUUACUAGAAUAGGAAAACAGGCUUUGCCGUUUACUUCCCUUCUUCAUUCCUCUCAGCCUCUUCCUGCUCCUGCUGCCUCUGAACAGCUUCCAGAAGAGGGGAAGUCACUUAUGUCUACUCCCAAACACAACCAGCAACAGGUCCUUCCUCUUCAGCCAGAGGAGCAGGAGGCCAUUCAUCUGCAUAACAUUGAUUAUUUCCUGUCUCCAGGAGCCGAAGGUGUGCCAUUGACGAUAAACAGAAAUGAAUAAACAAAUGAAACCCCGCAGUGGGUCACACACUGUUUUCAUGUGAUAUAGACAGCAUUAUUAUGUUGAAAAGUAAAUGUGGAGUGUCUCCUACGUUCGGUCUUUAUGUU